AUGAAGUUCUUCGCUGCUCUCGUCGCCCUCCUUCCCGCGGCCGCCCUCGCCGCUCCUUCUCUGGUCGCCCGCCAGAGCGCAGCGCACCCGUUCGUCAUGGACAGCGUCGCCUGCGGCUGCGUCAACGCCAGCGGUCAGAUGGACAACCACGGCGACUGCAUCUACGUGGCUGGUGACACCAGGGCAAACGUUGGCGAUGUCUCUGGCCUUUGCUACAAGAGGGUUUCCUGGGCCCGCGACAUGCCCAGCGUCUUCACCGCGGAGUUCUGCGCCAACAAGUGGAUCAACGGCGUCAAGGGCGCCACGCCUGUCUGCAAGCCCGUCAAGCUGUGCGACAACUACGACGGCGGCUGGGCUCCCUGCAACCUUUGA
Molecule: messenger RNA, 372 nt
Organism: Pyricularia oryzae 70-15
Lineage: Eukaryota; Fungi; Ascomycota; Sordariomycetes; Magnaporthales; Pyriculariaceae
Exons: 1
Coding region: 1-372 (123 amino acids)
Source: RefSeq, a predicted model, not a curated record